This is a messenger RNA of Rangifer tarandus platyrhynchus (Svalbard reindeer), 816 nucleotides long. NCBI's taxonomy places the organism in Eukaryota, Metazoa, Chordata, Mammalia, Artiodactyla, Cervidae. The record is from the annotation of a GenBank genome assembly.
AUGCGCUGCGCUGGGGGAGGGGGCUCAGCCCCGGCCCCCGGCGCGCUGGCGUCGGCUCCGGGGGGGGCGCUGCGCGGCGGCCGGACCGGGGGCGCGCCGCGGCCGCAUCUCCUCUGCCCGCCGCGGCCGCCGCUGCGACUCGCGACUCCGCCACCUCCGCCCCCCCUCGGCAACCCCCCCACCUUACCGAGCCGGGCCGGAGCGGCGCAAAACCUGGCCCGGAGCUUGGGCGGCGCGGAACGGAAGGCGGAGCCGGGUGCUGGGUCGCGGCCCCGGCUGGGGCCUGGGAAUCCCCCGGGGGUUCGGAAAGGGCAGCUCCGAUUGGCUGAGACUGCCUGUGACGUCAGGGCCUCCCCGACGCCCCCUCCCCCAAGGCACGUGGGGGUGGCCGCCUCAGGGGAGGGGCUCGGGGUCCGGGCGGAUUCGGGGUGUCCCCCUAGUCUGAGCCGGCAGCUGGGCAGCCCAGACGCGAUUCUCCUCGGACAGAUUUUUCACUCGUCCCAAAUCCCCCUCCACCUCCCCCCAGAACGGCAGCUGUUCCGGCGGCAGAUGCGCUGGCUAAAUCCGCCCAGCUGGUCCUUCCGCAGACCUAACCAACCUAGAGCCAGUGAGCGGGUAGGGGUGUGCCUGUGCGUGUGCGGCUUGGCCUUGACCUAUCCCUGCCCCUUGCCCUUUGACCCCUGCCCGCUGCAGGCAUUUUGGGGGACUCCUCACCUCAGGUUCAAAAGCACUCCUGGGACCCUGGGGGACCUGGUGCCCAGAGAGAGUGUGGCUCUUUCCCGAAAUGACACAGCCACCCCUAGGCCUGCUGCCUAG